UUGAAUAUUUUACCUGAAUUUUUUAAUUUUUCAGUCAACAGAAAUCAAAUUGUUCGCUUGUACAGUCGCUUCUUGUCGCUCGAUAAGAAAGGUCAAGGAUUCCUAUCGCGCGACGACUUCUUGAAUGUUCCAGAGUUGGCAGUUAAUCCUUUAGGCGAUCGUAUCGUAGAUGCUUUCUUUACUUUAGCUGGCGAGAAUGAACAACAGCUGAAUUUCCGCCAAUUCGUUCGAAUUCUAGCGCAUUUCCAGCCUAUAAACCGAUCGAAAAAGAACGCACUAAAUGGAAGAAAAGAAAAACUGAAGUGUGAGUUGGUUUCCUUUUCAACUAUAUCUAUAACUGGGUUUGUCAUUGGCGAUAACGUCCACUGGGUGAUGUGUGUAUCGAAUCUCUAUUGUCUUGUGUUGGUGACUGACCAGUCACGCUAAUU
Messenger RNA from Cylicostephanus goldi, 428 nucleotides. NCBI's taxonomy places the organism in Eukaryota, Metazoa, Nematoda, Chromadorea, Rhabditida, Strongylidae. The record is from the annotation of a GenBank genome assembly.